UCUACCUGAUCCAGAUGGAAUCCUGAUGGAAGUGAACUAACCCUCUCAUAUCUAUUGAUGAUGUUUUUCUAUUUUUCCAGGACACGCCAUGGAGAAACCCUCAAAGGAUCGUCUCACUUUAUCUCCAGGUUGUAGAAUGGAAGAUGAGGACAUCACAGGAGAUUGUGGAGGAGAAAAGAUAAUGAGCUCCACUAUGGAUGGAGGACUUCACAGUGUGGAUAGACCAUGGAAUCCCUCUGACUCUGAGCAACCUCGUACUGUGAGGGGUGGGGCCGGGAUUCAGGGGGAGGAGCCAUUCUCCUGUCCUGAAUGUGGGGAGAGUUUUUGCUCAGAAUUUAGUCUUGCUGUACAUCAGGAGUACGGGAAAUGUUUUACUGAACAGCAGAGAUUGAACACGGGUGAGAAGAUAUACGCCUGCCCUCGGUGUGGGAAGUCUUUUCCACGAAGAUAUGACUUUGUUUUACAUCAAAGAUCCCACACGGGGGAAAAGCCGUAUUCCUGUCCUGAGUGUGGAAAACGUUUUUCGAUAAAAUCAAACCUUGCAAAACAUCAAAGAACCCACACGGGUGAGAAGCCAUUUCCCUGCCCUGAGUGCGGGAAAUGUUUUUCACAGAAGGCCCAUCUUAUUUCACAUCAGAAGUCUCACACGGGUGAAAAGCCGUAUUCCUGUCCUGAGUGUGGAAAAUGUUUUACAGAAAAAUCAGACCUUGUAAAACAUCAAAGUACUCACAUGGGUGAGAAGGCGUAUUCCUGCCCUGAGUGCGGGAAAUGUUUUUCACAGAAAUCAUACCUUGGUAAACAUCGAAGAUCUCACACAGGGGAUAAGCCGUAUUCCUGUACGGAGUGUGGAAAAUGUUUUUUACAGAAAUCACAGCUUGUUAAACACCAAAUAUCUCACACGGGUGAGAAGGCGUAUUCCUGCCCUGAGUGCGGGAAAUGUUUUUCACAGAAGCACCAUCUUAGGACACAUCAGAGGACUCACACAGGGGAAAAGCCGUAUUGCUGUCCUGAGUGUGGAAAGUGUUUUAGAUUAAAAUCGGGAUUUGUAAAACAUAAAAGAACUCACACAGGUGAGAAGGCGUAUGCCUGCCCCGAGUGCGGGAAACGUUUUUUACAGAAACACCAUCUCAAUACGCAUCAGAGGACUCACACGGGUGAAAAGCCCUAUUCCUGUCCUGAGUGCGGAAAAUGUUUUUCGCAAAAAGCCGGCCUUUUACAACAUCAAACAACUCACACGGGUGAGAAGGCAUAUUCCUGCCCUGAGUGCGGGAAAUGUUUUUCACAGAAUUCCCAUCUUACAAUACAUCGGAGGAUUCACACGGGUGAAAAGCCGUAUCCUUGUCCCGAGUGCGGAAAAUGUUUUUUACAGAAAUCAGACCUUAAUAAACAUCAUAGAAAAGUUUUUCACUCAAGUACGAUUUUAACAAACACUAAGUCUCACACAGGUGAGUAGAUGAAUAGCUUUUUCGUGUGAAAAAUGCCCUUCGUGAAAGUCCAAUUUUACUGAACAUCGGAUAUCCUACAUGUGGGAAAAGCAGUUUUUCUGCCCUGAGUGCGGGAAAUGUUUAUUCACAAAAAUCAGAACUUGUCAAACAUACUGCUGGUUGGGUCCCUCUAGCAGUGUAGUCUGAUCUCCCCUGAACUCCAGCAGAAGCUUCAUAAGAAGACAUCGUGGUGAGAGAGAC
Messenger RNA from Rana temporaria (common frog), 1685 nucleotides. Its product is annotated as zinc finger protein OZF-like. Gene Ontology annotation, molecular function: RNA polymerase II cis-regulatory region sequence-specific DNA binding; DNA-binding transcription activator activity, RNA polymerase II-specific. Bases 89 to 1453 code for a protein of 454 amino acids. The transcript has a single exon. Gene Ontology annotation, biological process: regulation of transcription by RNA polymerase II. The record is from RefSeq and is a predicted model, not a curated record. Gene Ontology annotation, cellular component: nucleus. Lineage: Eukaryota; Metazoa; Chordata; Amphibia; Anura; Ranidae.